AUAUUUAGAUUUAAGGUCUAUAACUCUUAGUUAGGUCACUUAAUCUUUAGAUAUACAGUAUGUCUAAUGUAUUUUAGUUAGAUUUAUUUAUGGCCCAAAUAAGUGUAGCCGGAAGAGUGGUCAUAGUCAGUCAACUUUGGCCACUUCACUUUGUCUAAUUUCCUCUUUAUAUAAUCUUUGUUUUCCACCGAUUAAUUGCAUUGCAUUAUAUGUGGAUGCAUACAUAUAAUUCAUAGUUUUGAUUCACCAUCAUCUCAAUUAUUUUAGUACGUUAUAUAUCUAAGUUUUUGAUCGGCAACACCAGCUUGUUAACCAUGGCUGGCGGAGGUUUCAUCACCAGCGCCAGCAGCAACAAUUUUGAGGCAAAAAUAACUCCAAUAGUUAUAAUUUCAUGUAUCAUGGCUGCCACUGGUGGUCUCAUGUUCGGUUACGACGUUGGUGUUUCGGGUGGUGUAACAGCUAUGCCACCAUUCUUGAAGAAGUUCUUCCCAGCAGUAUACAGAAAGACAGUGCUAGAAAAAGGAUUAGAUAGUAAUUACUGCAAAUACAACAAUCAAGGAUUACAAUUAUUUACAUCGUCCUUAUAUCUAGCUGGUUUAACAGCCACUUUCUUCGCAUCCUAUACCACUCGAGUGUUGGGGAGAAGACUAACGAUGUUGAUAGCUGGUUUUUUCUUCAUUGGUGGAGUUAUCUUCAAUGCUGCUGCUCAAAACCUUGCCAUGCUUAUAGUUGGAAGAAUCUUACUUGGUUUUGGAGUUGGUUUUGCUAACCAGGCCGUGCCAGUGUUUCUUUCUGAAAUUGCUCCUUCAAGAAUUCGCGGAGCUUUGAAUAUUCUUUUCUCACUUAAUGUCACUAUUGGCAUUUUGUUUGCUAACCUUGUCAAUUAUGGAACCAGCAAAAUCAAAGGUGGAUGGGGUUGGAGGCUAUCUCUAGGAUUGGCUGGUAUCCCAGCACUUCUCCUAACAAUUGGUGCCAUCUUAGUUGUGGACACUCCCAACAGUCUCAUUGAACGUGGCCGCACGGAAGAAGGAAAAGCCGUACUCAAAAAGAUUCGUGGUACCGAUAACGUUGAGCCUGAGUUCUUGGAGCUUGUUGAGGCCAGUCGCAUAGCUCAAGAGGUUAAACACCCUUUUAGAAACCUACGCAAACGCAAAAACCGGCCUCAACUUGUCAUUUCGGUUGCCUUGCAAAUAUUCCAGCAAUUCACAGGCAUCAAUGCGAUCAUGUUUUAUGCGCCAGUUUUAUUCAACACAUUGGGAUUCAAGAAUGAUGCUUCGCUCUAUUCCGCUGUGAUAACGGGAGCUGUGAAUGUCCUCUCCACAAUUGUAUCAAUCUACUCAGUGGAUAAAGUUGGUCGUCGCGUGUUGUUAUUGGAAGCCGGUGUGCAAAUGUUUUUGUCUCAAGUCGUAAUAGCUAUCAUUUUGGGGUUCAAGGUUGCUGAUCAUUCGGAUAACCUUUCAAAAGGUUACGCAAUUUUCGUAGUUAUCUUGGUUUGCACUUUCGUGUCUGCUUUUGCUUGGUCUAUAGGUCCUCUUGGAUGGCUUAUUUCAAGUGAGAUAUUUCCAUUGGAGACUCGUUCGGCCGGACAAAGUGUCACUGUUUGUGUCAAUUUGCUCUUCACCUUUGUCAUUGCACAAGCUUUUCUAUCCAUGUUGUGUCAUUUCAAGUUUGGCAUCUUCUUGUUCUUCUCUGGAUGGGUUUUCAUCAUGUCAAUCUUUGUGUUUUUCUUGGUGCCGGAGACGAAGAACAUACCGAUUGAAGAGAUGAUUGAGAGAGUAUGGAAGCAACAUUGGUUCUGGAGGAGGUUUGUUGAAGAUGAGUAUGACAAUGAGAAAGUUAAUGCUGAUUAUCAGUUGUAAAUUGUUGGAAUCAAUCCCUGGCAAUUGUAUUUGCAGCUUAUAUAGGUCAUAAUGUGUGGUUUGUGUUCCAUAUUUUGUAGUUUUACUUUCCAUAUUUGCUUUUAUUCCUGCUAUAACAAGGGAAUUAUGAGUCUUCAACAAACUACACUUUGCAAGUGAAGAUUAUAGAAUAAACUAACUGCAAGUUCCCUCUAAAAAAA
This is a messenger RNA of Trifolium pratense (red clover), 2059 nucleotides long. RefSeq names its product sugar transport protein 13-like. Gene Ontology annotation, molecular function: monosaccharide transmembrane transporter activity. Gene Ontology annotation, biological process: monosaccharide transmembrane transport. The record is from RefSeq and is a predicted model, not a curated record. Bases 315 to 1859 code for a protein of 514 amino acids. NCBI's taxonomy places the organism in Eukaryota, Viridiplantae, Streptophyta, Magnoliopsida, Fabales, Fabaceae. The transcript has 5 exons. Gene Ontology annotation, cellular component: membrane.